Molecule: messenger RNA, 3935 nt
Organism: Umbelopsis ramanniana AG
Lineage: Eukaryota; Fungi; Mucoromycota; Umbelopsidomycetes; Umbelopsidales; Umbelopsidaceae
Exons: 19
Coding region: 166-3645 (1159 amino acids)
Biological process (GO): double-strand break repair via homologous recombination
Cellular component (GO): Smc5-Smc6 complex
Molecular function (GO): ATP binding; ATP hydrolysis activity
Source: RefSeq, a predicted model, not a curated record
GAGGGGAGGUUUUAUUAUCUUCACAGCUCCAGCUGAGUACCAAAUUCUCAAGAUACAAAGAAGUCGUAUCUAUAUUAUGUCUGUAUGCAUCAUCAUUAAUAACCAAGGAAUGCUAGAAGCGACAAGAUUUUGAGAUAGAUAAUUGUGAAAAGCGAUAAGGCACUUAUGCUUUGCUAUAGUGUCAUUAUGGUGGAGUGCGUGGAUGGCCCAAUGUGUCUGCGCGGUGACUGGCAAAAUCAAGAAGGUCAUUUUUCACUCAGUAGGCGCGACUGUCAACUCGGCUUCUUUAUGACAACUUCGCGACGCAGGAGGCAAUUGCUGGGCGAUCUCCCGAGCGACUCGUCGUCAGACGAAGAUCAAAGCGUAGCAAAGCGAAUAAAAGCGAAUAAUGGUGCUGCGGUCACUGUAUCGACAAAUUUGGCCGCGGAAUCUCACCUUCGGACAGACGGAUCCGGAUACGUCAAUGGUUCCAUUGUAAGAAUCGCCCUCACGAACUUUGUUACAUACGACUGGUGCGAAUUCUUCCCGGGUCCUCAAUUGAAUAUGAUAAUUGGCCCGAAUGGAACUGGGAAAUCUACCAUAGUAUGCGCCAUUGCUCUCGGUCUCGGAGGAUCGACAACUGUCCUUGGCAGAGCCAGAAAUAUAUCUGAAUUUGUAAAGACGGGGAAAACGAACGCUACUGUAGAAAUCGAACUUAAGCGUAUGGUUGGCCGUAACUUGAUAAUUCAACGUAAUAUUCAAAAGGCGAACAAUUCAAGCCAGUGGAAACUGAAUGGCGAAAGCAAAUCUCAAAAGGAUGUGAUGAAUGCUAUAUCGAGCUUAAAUAUCCAAGUGGACAAUUUGUGUCAAUUCUUACCGCAAGAUAAGGUGGCCGAGUUUGCCCAGCUCUUACCGCCACAGUUACUCGAGCGAACUCAGGUCGCAGUUGGAGAACAGCAAAUGAGCGAAUGGCAUCAAAAGCUGAUUGCACUUCGAAAAGAGGAAAAGCAACUUCGAACUGAACGGUCAUCGGAUGAGGAGCAUUUGAAAACCUUACGCGACAGAAAUUCAUACCUUGAGCGAGAUGUAGUGAAAAUGCAACAACGCGAAAAGAUUCUCAAAAGAAUUUCUAUACUCAAAGCUAAGAUUCCACUGGCGCAAUAUGCUGAUGCAAAGAAGGCAUAUGAUGUCUCCAAAAGUGCAAGGCAAUCGGCUUCAGAGGAGUUGAACCGCUACAAGACUGAAAACAUGCCAAUGGAUUCCGUUAAAAGGGCUCAGGAAGAAAAAUUAAAGGUGUUGAACCAUCAUUUUAAUCAAACGAAUCAGGUGGUAGAUAGGCAUGAUACCCAGCUCAGCGAAUUGAAGAGUAGAAUAGAGAGAGUGGCUCAGGAUAUAUCUGAAAGCAAGAACAAAAUCAUUACCAUCAAACAACGAGCCGAGCCUAGAGCACAGGCGAUUGCAGAUCUGAAAGCGGCUAUUCAACGACUGGAAAGUAUUUUAGCUGAAGGACCCCCUGAAGCCGAUACGAGUCAAAUUCAGUUGGAAAUUGAUGAGCUCAGCCGUCGAAGCCGUGAGGUUGGCGAUGAUUUAUCUGAGGUGGUCGACUCUCAGCGCGAUCAAGAAAGGCAAACGAGAAGAAUAGAUCAAGCUGUGGAUUUGAAAAAGCGGCAGCUCGCGGAUUUACAAAAUGUCCGAAAGCAACGUCUCGAAAAGUUGAGAGAAAAGGACCUGGAUACUUAUAAGGCUGUCCAGUGGCUUGAAAAGAACCAGGAAAGAUUUACUGGUAACGUGUAUGAGCCCAUCCUACUUGAAUUGAAUGUGAGAGACCCUCGAUACGCGAGUGCCAUUGAAUCUGUUCUUGGCGGUAUAAAUGGCCCGCAUUUGAAGCUGUUCACUUGCGAAUUGCAGCAAGACUACAAAAUAUUCACUAGCGAAAUCAUCGACAAACAAAAGCUCAAGGUCAAUGUGGGUUGGCCGGGUGGAAUUAAUACCAAUGCCUUUAGCCCCCCUGUUCCUUUGCAAAAGCUACGUGAAACGUUCAAAUUGGAGCAUUACCUCUCUGAUUUGGUCGAACUACCACCUAUUGUCCGUGCAUACUUGUGUCAAUUGACGGUGAUACAUGCUAUACCUAUCUCAUUAAAUCCAGCAAACGAAGCAAUGAUAUCAGAAAGUGGAAAGUUCCGACGAUAUAUUGUAGAGGACACGAUGUACGAGGUGCGCAAGUACUCUUAUGGUUCUGGUGGCCAGCAAACUAGCACGCGAAAAAUACGAAAGGCAGAAUACCUUUCUAACUCUGUUGAUACCCAAAUUAAAACAAGAACAGAGAACGAGCUCAAAAACCUGUUACAACAACAGAAGGAGGCAACGGAAAGUAAAACGAGCAUGCGAAAUAAAGAACGGAAAUUGAAGCAAACGCAACAAGAUAUACAGGAAUUACGAGAAGCUGCAUUGACUAAGAAGAAAGAGAUCAACAAGGUCCUUCAAAAGUACGAUGCACGGAAACUCAAGUUGGAAGGCAAACGUAGUGAUUUGGCCGAAGCACAGUCCAAACCUGCAGAAGAUCAGAUUGAAAUUGCACAACUUGAGCAAAACCUCAAACGAGACGUAUUGAAACGCGUGGAACUUUGCAACCGAUACACCACCAUUUUAGAGAGCGAGUAUAUACCUGCUACUCUAAAACGAAACGAAUUCGAACUAGGGAUAUUCCAGAUCAAGGCUGAAAUUGUGUUCUUUAAUCAAAUUUAUGAGUCGCGAACGCAGUCCCUCAAAGAGGCACAAGUCAAGUACAAUGUUGCUGAUGCAGAAUAUAGAGAGGCCAAGAACAGAGCCAAGAAAGCUCAUGAGGUGGCUAAGCGUGCUGGUGAAGAAUUGCGGGAACAAGUCUCAUCAGAUGAAUCGGCCGAGUAUGCAGAGCUGUUCCAAAAGUUUCAAAAUGAAGAGGUUGAAAUUUCCUUGACACAAAUUGAAGAUGAAAUCAACUCUGAGCAGGCUAAAGCGGAUGCUCUAAGAGCAGCCAACCCCUGGGCUAUGCAGCAUUAUGGACAGCGUCUCGCAGAGAUCAAAACUCUAGAAGAUCACUUGGUCAGCCGAAAGUCUAGACUAGACGUCUUAGAAGCUAACAUAACAGAGCUGAGGAAUUUAUGGGAGCCUCGGUUGCGUUCACUGAUAGAAAAGAUCAGUGCAAAGUUCUCAGCUGCAUUCCAAGAAAUCGACUGCACUGGCGAGGUCACCAUCAGCGAACAUGAAAACUUUGAGGAGUGGGGGAUAGAUAUUCUUGUCAAGUUCAGAGACACUGAACAGCUGCAACUCCUAACCGGCCAACGACAGUCGGGUGGUGAACGCGCGGUAUCCACUAUUUUGUAUUUGAUGUCUCUUCAAGAGCUGGCCAAGUCGCCUUUCCGUGUCGUAGAUGAGAUAAAUCAGGGCAUGGACCCUCGUAAUGAGCGCAGGAUUCAUGAACAGAUCGUUCGUGGCGCAACCAAGCCAGGUACCAGUCAGUACUUUUUAAUUACGCCCAAGUUGCUACCGGAUCUCUACUACUCUGACAAAAUGCGAGUCCUUUGCAUUUACAACGGUGAGUGGCAACCUAGCAAACUCAAAUCUGUCUCUCAAUAUCUGCAAGCGCAUAGACGAUCCAACGGAAAAGCCAUUGCUACAUCGGUAUAGGAGGAAAGACAAUGGUUCAAUCUGCUUUUUAAUGUAAUAAUAAAUAUAAAGGAAGAACAAUACCAGAAGAAAAGAAAAAAAAAGCAUGCAGCAAAAGUUAUCAAAAUUAAAUACAACAGGAAAGGGAUUGAAACGAGAGGAAAUAGUGAAGAAGAAAAUAUAACUAAAGUAGUAGUACGAAGCGACAGUUCAAAGUAUAGACGAGCUGGGUGAAGUUUAUGAGAGUACAAUGAGUUCAGCUCAUUGGCAUGUUUGAUCGCGGGUAUGUAGAAUAAGGAUGGGUUUUUGUG